AUGGCUCACAACGCUUUGGAUGAAAAGGAAAUUUCACCAAUCGCGAAAAGCCCCGAGGUAUUAACUGCUGCCUCAUCCGAAGGCGGUACCAAGCCAAAGGCGACUUGCUUACAGCAACACUUCAGCGAGGAGAGCCGCAACUUCCAAGGAUCCGCCCUCACGAAGACAACGAGACUGCUCUCUAACUUCAUCCCACUUGGCACUGGCCAGCCACACGCUGAGCUUUAUCCAUGGACCAGCAGUGACGCGAACUGGCCAACAUCUCUCAACAAACCAGGUGGGCCUGAGGAUAGAGCCAGAGUCCCAUCCACAUACACUCUCGCCAAUGCAUUGACCUAUGGUACCGCGUUGGGCGCGCCGUCGCUUGCCGUCUAUCUCACUUGCGGAUCAACUUCUGCACUCGACAUCAUCUUCCGCACAUUCACCGACCGUGGAGAUGUCAUCUUGGCAGAAGAAUAUUCAUACCCUGGCUUUAUCGAAUCAUCAGCCCUUGCAGGAGUCGGCAUACAACCAGUUGAUCUUGACGACCAAGGUUUAAGUCCCCACAAACUUGGCCAGAUUCUAGACCAGUGGAACACACUCGAACGGCCGAAGCCCAAGGUUUUAUAUACUAUUCCCUCCGGCCAGAAUCCCACUGGCGUAACACAAAGUCAAGAGCGCCGCCGGGCAAUCUAUGAAAUUGCUGAGCGUCACGGCUUGAUCAUAAUAGAGGACGACCCCUAUUACUUUAUCCAGCUAGGACCCAACACGGCCAGCGAAGAUAGAAACCCCGAGGCAGUUUCUCGCCAAUUGAUUCCCUCAUAUCUUUCCAUCGACAACCAACAAGUCAUUGAUAAAUUUGCCGCAUACCAUGACUUGACUACCGUAUCGGUGAGCGGCCUAAGUCAGUUUGUUUUGCAUGAUCUCUUCAACGUCCAGUGGGGUCAAGAAGGCUUCUCAACUUGGCUUCAAACCCUGUCGCUGAAGUAUACGCAGCGACGCGAUAUAACCGUCGCUGCUUGCCAUUCCUUGUUACCCUCCGAUAUAUGCAGCUUCGCGAUUCCGGAUCAUGGCAUGUUUCUCUGGAUAUCAGUCGACAUAUGCAUGCAUCCAAUGUACGCUGCUGAAGGACGAACAGUGCAAGGGUGGUGCUCUCAGGUUGAAGACCGUAUCUUGGCCCUUGGACUAGCCAGCGGAGUUCAGGUUACCAAGGGAUCCUUAUUCUUUGCCAAAAACUCUGGCAAGGAAGCGGAAUUGUUCUUCAGACUCACAUUCGUGGCGGCUAGAGAACAGGACUUGGCCGAAGGUGUUAGAAUAUUUGCCAAUGCUGUCAAAACAGAGUUCAACUGCCGGGAAGGAUGA
Clonostachys rhizophaga is the source of this 1341-nucleotide messenger RNA. NCBI's taxonomy places the organism in Eukaryota, Fungi, Ascomycota, Sordariomycetes, Hypocreales, Bionectriaceae. The record is from the annotation of a GenBank genome assembly.